This is a messenger RNA of Penicillium mononematosum, 1725 nucleotides long. Its product is annotated as MFS transporter. The transcript is spliced from 3 exons. Lineage: Eukaryota; Fungi; Ascomycota; Eurotiomycetes; Eurotiales; Aspergillaceae. Gene Ontology annotation, biological process: transmembrane transport. The coding region runs from base 1 to 1725 and encodes 574 amino acids. The record is from RefSeq and is a predicted model, not a curated record. Gene Ontology annotation, molecular function: transmembrane transporter activity.
AUGUCGCACAGUCCAGACGAUACUAGCACUAGUGAAAGCGAUGAUCUCAGUCCCAUCACGACGGGGACCGAUCGUCGUCUAUCGGAAAUUGGGCCCAUGCGCUCAGAGAGCAUCAAUCGCCGCCAAAGCAACCUGAACGACGUCGAGCUAGAACGAAUCAACACCUAUCGACUCCAACAUCGCUCAACUGUCGGCUCCGGCAUAGGAAUCACACCGCGCGAGCAGUGGCUCCCCCUGGGAGCUGGCAAGCCUCAUCCCCCACCUCUCCCAGAUCCGGAAGAAUAUAUCGUCGAGUUCAACGAUGCGGACGAUCCUCUGCACCCACAGAAUUGGUCCCUCAGACGCAAAAUCUGUAUAUCAGCGACCCUAGCAUAUACAACUUUCGUUUCGUCUUUCGCCAGUGCCAUAUACUCCUCCGCCGUGGGAGAAAUCAGUGUUAAUUUUGACAUCAGCACGGAAGUCGCUAUCCUCGGCGUAACCCUGUAUGUUCUGGGAUUCGCUUCGGGGCCGACAGUAUGGGCACCGGCAAGUGAGCUCAUUGGGAGAAGAUGGCCAAUCUGCAUUGGCAUGUUCGGGUACUCCAUUUUCGCCGUUGCAUCAGCGACCAGCAAGGACAUUCAGACCUUGAUGUUGACGCGAUUCUUUUCCGGCUUUUUCUCUGCUAGUCCGAUCGCCAUUGUUCCGGCCGUGUUUGCAGAUAUUUGGAAUAACCAGACGCGGGGCGUGGCUGUCGCUAUGUUCGCCAUGGCUGUAUUCGUGGGGCCUUUCGCGUCUCCGUUCACUGGCGGCUUCAUCACAAUGUCUUAUCUGGGAUGGAGGUGGACCAUGUACAUCUCGUCCAUUAUGGGGUGGCUGGCCACUGGCCUUUGUCUUAUUUUCCUGAAAGAGACAUAUGCGCCCUCUGUCCUGGUGGAAAAGGCGGGUAUCCUGCGACGACAGACACGCAAUUGGGGAAUCCGCGCGAGACAAGAAGAGAUCGAGGUCGAUUGGGGCGAGCUGAUCACGAAUAAUUUCAGUAGACCAUUUCGUAUGCUCUUCACCGAGCCAAUUGUUUUCCUGAUCUCUCUCUGGAUGAGUUUUGUAUAUGGCCUGAUGUAUGCACUUCUCGGUGCCUACCCCGUUGUCUUCCAAGGAAUCCACGGAAUGAACCUUGGUGUUGGAGGUCUGCCUUUCAUCGGAUUGAUUAUUGGCGAGUUCCUAGCUGGCGCCUAUGUCCUUUUGGGCCAAAGGGCAUAUAUCAAAAAGCUAACAGCUAACAAUAACAUCCCGGUCGCCGAAUGGAGGCUCCCUCCUGCCAUCCUUGGAGGUGUUUGCUUCUGUGUUGGGCUCUUCUGGUAUGGGUGGACUGGAUGGACAAAGUCGAUCCAUUGGAUGGCCCCGACCGCCAGCGGAGUCGUGACUGGAUUUGGGAUCUAUGUUAUCUUCCUGCAAUGCUUCAACUAUUUGAUUGACUCGUAUUUGACAUUUGCCGCAUCUGUGUUUGCUGCGAAUACCAUUAUUCGUUCAGCGGUGGGAGCUGCAUUCCCCCUGUUCUCGAAGCAGAUGUUCGUCAAUUUGGGUGUACAGUGGGCUGGCACACUUCUCGGGUGUCUCGCACUCAUCAUGAUCCCGAUUCCCUUGGCAUUUAUCAAAUGGGGACCUGCGUUGCGUAAGAGGUCUAAGUUUGCGCCAAUCUUAGACCCUUCUCCUGCAGGAAAGUCGGAGAAGGGGGAUGGGUCUGUUUAG